This is a messenger RNA of Hordeum vulgare subsp. vulgare (domesticated barley), 1183 nucleotides long. Its product is annotated as protein DEEPER ROOTING 1-like. Gene Ontology annotation, biological process: regulation of growth; gravitropism. The record is from RefSeq and is a predicted model, not a curated record. The transcript has 6 exons. NCBI's taxonomy places the organism in Eukaryota, Viridiplantae, Streptophyta, Magnoliopsida, Poales, Poaceae. Bases 88 to 843 code for a protein of 251 amino acids.
UCAGCUCCUCAUCACUCUGCCUCUUGCAGUCUCGGCACCUGCAUCGGCUUCGCCGCUCACCCCCUCCUCCAUUCCUAAGCAAGGAAGAUGAAGAUUUUCAGCUGGAUGGCGAACAAGAUCAGCGGGAAGCAGGAGGCGAGCCGCUUCCCGGCACGUUCCUCCGGGCCUUCUCGUCCUAGCGUGCCGGAUUGUCGCAACGACGAGUUCAGCGAUUGGCCCCAAUCAUUGCUAGCCAUUGGGACAUUUGGAAAUAAGCAGAUAGAGGAGGUAGCACAAGUGCAGGACGCUUCCGAGGAUGGGCAGUCCAUGCAAGAUGCCAUCAAGUUUACAGAGGAGGAAGUAGACAGGAUACAGAAAGAGUUCGCAAUGAUACUAGCAAGCAAAGACCAAGCGGAAACUCAUGACCCGCGCGAUGAUGACCAGGUAACUUCACACAAAAAUGUCGAUGAGAGCAUAAAUGAGAAGCACAGAGACCAGAUGUUGAACAAGAAGAUGGUCAUAAGUAAGGGAAAGGAUUCGCUGGGGAAGAAAGCAAGUACACUUAAGCCGAGAUCAGUUGCUUCGCUCCUCAAACUACUCAUACGUAAGGGUGGCUUUGCCUCUGCUGUUCCGGAUCCAAGGAGCUCUUUCCCUCAAUCAAGAAUGGAAAAGCUGCUCAAGGCAAUACUUCAGAAGAAAAUACACCCGCAAAAUUCUUCGGCGCUUGCACCUAGGAGACAUUUGGACUGGAAGCCAGAUGAGCAAGAAAUCAACGAAUGCCUCGAGGAUGCACUACGUGAUCUAGACGAUGAUGGCGCAAAAUGGGUCAAAACUGAUUCAGACUUUAUUGUGCUAGAAAUGUAAACAUGGGUGAAAUACAUUUGUUCAUUGAGGCCAGGUUCCAAAGGUCUUGGCAAGCUAGGGAUCCGCGGUGUUAUGAUAUAUAUAGAGGUGUGGGAUAUAGUCAUCAAUGAAGCUACGAUUAUGAUGUAAUGCCCCUCUGUUUCUCACAUAAAUCAUUUGUAAUUUGGGUUACUUGGAUUAUGAUAAGAAACUACCGGGACAAGCCAUACCUCAUGUCCAUGUUUUUCUCUCGUCCUUCAGACUGUACAUUACAAGGUCUUUUACCAUUCACAUGGACAAUGAUGAUGGAUGUUUCUGAUCCUACUUAAAUGAAUUUAAUUAUGAUACAGUUGUUGCUUUA